AUGGAAGAUAAAUUUGUUAAAUACUUUGUGGUAGACGCGUUCACUGACUCGGCUUUCAAGGGAAACCCAGCUGCUGUUUGUUUGUUAGAAGAAGUAAAGGAUGAAAAAUGGCUACAAGCUGUGGCUGCUGAGUUCAAUAUCUCCGAGACGUGUUACUUGACUCGAAUCAGCACUGAUGUUGCCGUCACUUCCAAUCCCAGGUUCCGACUUAGAUGGUUCACUCCUGUUGCCGAGGUUGAGCUUUGUGGCCAUGCAACAUUAGCUGCUUCACACGCACUAUUUUCAAAUGGCUUGGUAAAUUCUAACAUUAUUGAGUUUGACACGCUAUCAGGCAUUCUGACUGCUAAGAAAGUUCUUCAAAGUAUCAAACCUGAGUGUGUCUCAAAUGGUGAAGCAAAAGAGAGUUUUCUCAUUGAAUUGGAUUUCCCAAUUGUUCCAACAACUGAAUUCUCCAUAGAUGCUAUGUCGAUUUCUAAGGCACUGAAUUCUGCUUCAAUAAUUGAUCUCAAGAGGACCACCACCUCUGAUGACCUCUUCGUUGUCUUGCCAUCUGGUAAAGACGUUACAAAAUUAAAUCCACAAUCUGACGAGAUACGUAAAUGUCCUGGAAGUGGGGUAAUUGUUUCUGGAGUUGCUCCACCAGAUUCUGGAUUCGAUUUUUAUAGUCGUUUCUUCUGCCCAAAAGUUGGGAUUGAUGAGGAUCCUGUCUGUGGGAGUGCACAUUGCGCGCUAGCACCUUAUUGGAGCAAAAAGCUUGGAAAGUGUGAUUUAAUGGCAUAUCAAGCAUCUCCUAGAAGUGGGAUAUUGGACAUCCAUUUAGAUGAGCAGAACCAGAGAGUGUUGCUGCGAGGGAAAGCUGUUACUGUGAUGGAAGGCUCUCUACUGGACUACGACGAAUUUCCAAUGGAACAAAGUGCUCCGUUUGCUCUUUCAAUUGCUCCUCGGGUGUGCACUCACUCCAUCGACAUAGAUGCAAACGAGGGGAAGGUGACAGUCUCAAGCACAGUAGACCCUCAUGUACUAGUAGAAGAGUUUGCAAAGACUGGGAUCGAAGAAAGCACAAGUUCCGUGGGAACCAAGACCUCUCUUGAUGAACCAAAACAAAGUUGA
Molecule: messenger RNA, 1110 nt
Organism: Dovyalis caffra
Lineage: Eukaryota; Viridiplantae; Streptophyta; Magnoliopsida; Malpighiales; Salicaceae
Source: the annotation of a GenBank genome assembly